Molecule: messenger RNA, 8319 nt
Organism: Antechinus flavipes (yellow-footed antechinus)
Lineage: Eukaryota; Metazoa; Chordata; Mammalia; Dasyuromorphia; Dasyuridae
Gene: PARP8
Product: poly(ADP-ribose) polymerase family member 8
Exons: 26
Coding region: 779-3766 (995 amino acids)
Biological process (GO): endoplasmic reticulum unfolded protein response
Cellular component (GO): nuclear envelope; endoplasmic reticulum tubular network; intracellular anatomical structure
Molecular function (GO): NAD+ poly-ADP-ribosyltransferase activity; kinase binding; protein serine/threonine kinase activator activity
Source: RefSeq, a predicted model, not a curated record
UGUUCAUUGUAUUAUCUUAAGCCAGAGAAAGAAUACACAUGUGCCAGAGAGCUAUUGGUCAGUAUUCUUGAAAUCUGAUGGGCAAAGAAAUAUAGCGGGAGAGCCCUGCUGAGUCCUCGAAGUGAAGAAGAAAAAGACUUGGGCCCUAGAAGGUAGUAGCAAAAAAAAGAUUUCCAAUGGGGAUUUAUUAUUUUUCCCUGAUGAAAUGAUGACUUUGGUCACCUCUGCCGUGUAGGAAAAAAAAGGUUCAUGGUAGACAGGGAAUACGCUGAAGUUCUUUUAGGGAAUCUUCUGCCUUGCGUAAUUUGAACAGGUUUUUUAAUUUUUCAGGUUUUCCUUUUAUUUUACUUUCUCUGCUUCAAGUAUUCCCAUUACUCACAAUUUAGGGACAAAGUGGAGUAAAAUGCAUGAAAGUAAUGAAGGAUAGGAGAGCUAGUAAGUCUGACAGCAUUCCACCUACAGGUUCCUAGCCAGUUCCCACCCCGGUGGAGGCAGGGAGGUCUGAGAUGGGGAAAACCAGGCUUUGCCCUGGCGGGUAGUUACUAUUAAAGACACAGUAGCCAGCAGCAGCAGCCGGGCAGUCUGUACGUGUGGCAGGCGGAGUGUCUCUGGCUGUGAGCAGUAGCAGAGAGGGGAGGGUCUGCGGCUUGGCGUAGCUGCAGCAGUCUCAGCGUCAGGCUGUGUAGUCUGUAUGUGUGAAUGUGUAUAUGUGUGUAAGCGAGUGUGGGUGCGUGCGUGUGUGCAUGCAUGCAUGUGUGUGUAGGGUGUGUGUGUGUGUAUGUAUAUGUCAAAGAAGGAGUCGCUUCCUGUCUGUCUUUCCGAGCUGAUUCUGCCAUCGCCGGUGAUUACCGUUGUUAUUAUCUUCCGAUCACCAGCACUAGCAGCCCACCACUGUUGGUGGUUCAGGCGGGGGAGGGAGAAAGUGAGACUCAGUGUCAUCACCAUCCUCUGGAUCUAUUGUCAGGAGAGGAAAUUGGAAUCAAACAGCAGCGAGAGGCAGCUGGGCGGUCACAUCUGGGAAUGCAAAAUCGACCUCCCCCUCCUCCCGUCUCACCCUGGAUCACUUCAGAAAGCACUUCUGCUUCAUCCCCUGCCUCAACCAGAGGUUUCAUUUUUAACUGAAUAUUUACGAAAACUGGAGGAGAAAGGGGGGUGGGGUGGGCUGGAAACAGAGACUGCUUUUUUUCCAGGGAUUUCUUUCAUGGGGAUGUGUUCAAGGCAAGAGAGAAUUCAGAAGGAUAUCGACAUUGUGAUACAGAAGUCCAAGGCAGAAAAGGACUGUCUGUUUGCAGAUUUCAGAUACUCAGACUCCACUUUUACUUUCACCUACGUUGGAGGCACCAAAAGUGUAUCCUAUUCAGUACAUGUAUCAGAAGAUUAUCCAGAUAAUACAUAUGUUUCAAGUUCAGACAAUGAUGAAGAUGUAUUAGUUACCACUGAGCCAAUUCCCAUAAUUUUCCAUCGAAUAGCAACAGAAUUAAAAAAAACCAAUGACAUUCCAUGUUGUUUAUCCAUAAAAUCAAAAUUACAAAAGGAAAAUGGAGAGGAGUCAAGACAAAAUAGUACAGUGGAAGAAGAUUCAGAAGGAGACAAUGAUUCUGAAGAAUUUUAUUAUGGAGGACAGGUGAACUAUGAUGGGGAACUUCACAAACACCCACAGCUGGAAGCUGAUUUGACAGCAGUGAGAGAAAUAUAUGGGCCUCAUGCAGUUUCUCUCAGGGAAUAUGGAGCCAUUGAUGAUGUAGAUAUUGAUCUGCAUAUUGAUGUUAGCUUUCUUGAUGAAGAGAUUGCAGUGGCUUGGGAUGUGAUUCGAACGGAGCCUAUAAUAGUCCGACUGCACUGUUCACUUACACAAUAUUUAAAUGGCCCAGUGCCUACUGUGGAUGUAUUUCAAAUUUCCACAAAAGAAAGAUUUGGAUUGGGACAUCAAUUAAAAAAAAUCAUGCAGACAUAUGUUACGCAGCAGUGGAAACAGAGCAAAGAAAAAUCCAACUGCACACACAAUAAGAAACUCUCAGAGAAGAAAGUGAAAUCCCCUCUUCACAUAUUUUCUACCUUGCGCAGGUCGCCGAGUUAUCCUCCCCCAGGUUGUGGUAAAAACAAAUCCAAACUGAAACCAGAGCAAGAUGGCAUCUCCAAGACUCACAAACUAUUACGGAGGACUUGUUCCAGCACAGUCAAGGCUGAGGAUGUGUGUGGGACCAAGUCCCACAGGACCUUUGGCCGCUCCCUGUCCAGUGACCCUCGGGCUGAGCAGGCUAUGACUAUUAAAUCGCACAAGCUGCUGAGCCGUCCCUGUGCUGCAGCUGUCAAACAGGAAGAGUGCAUCACUCUAAAGCCACACAAAUUAUUGACUCGAUCUUGUUCUGGGGAUCCUCGAUGUGAGCACAACAGUACUUUGAAGCCCCACAAACUACUAAGCAGGUCUUACUCCAGUAACCUGAGAAUGGAGGAACUAGAUGGGCUGAAGAAUCAUAAGUUACUCAGCAAGUCUCACCCCAGUGCCCCCAAGUCAUCCAAAACGGAGCUUUUCAAGGAACCUAUUGCAGAGGGCAGGAGACUCUCUCUUACCUCAGGGCUUAUUGGUAUCUUAACACCAUCUACAUCUUCAUCGCCCCAGACUGCUCCAAAUUAUAAUGCAAAAUGUAUUCCAGUACGAGACCGAGGUUUUCUAAUACAGACAAUUGAGUUUGCAGAGCAGCGGAUACCUGUACUAAAUGAAUACUGUGUAGUAUGCGAUGAACCCCAUGUGUUCCAAAACGGCCCCAUGUUACGGCCUACUGUAUGUGAACGUGAACUAUGUGUAUUUGCUUUCCAAACUCUUGGAGUAAUGAAUGAAGCUGCUGAUGAAAUAGCAACUGGGGCUCAGGUGGUAGAUCUGCUUGUGUCUAUGUGUCGAUCUGCCUUGGAAUCUCCCAGGAAAGUGGUUAUUUUUGAGCCAUAUCCAUCUGUGGUAGAUCCUAAUGAUCCUCAAAUGCUGGCCUUCAAUCCUAGGAAGAAAAACUAUGACCGAGUAAUGAAAGCAUUGGAUAGUAUUACAUCUAUUAGAGAAAUGACCCAGGCACCAUAUUUGGAAAUCAAGAAACAGAUGGAUAAACAGGACCCCCUUGCUCAUCCUCUAUUGCAAUGGGUUAUUUCAAGUAAUAGGUCGCAUAUUGUGAAACUGCCAGUUAACCGGCAAUUGAAGUUCAUGCACACUCCCCAUCAAUUCCUCCUUCUCAGCAGUCCACCAGCCAAAGAAUCCCAUUUUAGAGCUGCUAAAAAACUUUUUGGAAGUACCUUUGCAUUUCAUGGUUCCCACAUUGAAAACUGGCACUCCAUCCUGAGGAAUGGCUUGGUUGUUGCUUCAAAUACACGGCUACAGCUCCAUGGUGCAAUGUAUGGGAGUGGAAUAUAUCUUAGUCCAUUGUCAAGCAUAUCAUUUGGUUACUCAGGGAUGAACAAGAAACAGAAGGUGUCAGCCAAGGAUGAGCCAGCUUCCAACAGUAAAGGCAGUAAUACAUUGCAGUCACAGAAAAAAGGACAGCAAUCCCAGUUCUUGCAAAGCCGUAACUUAAAAUGCAUAGCCUUAUGUGAAGUGAUAACAUCACCAGAUCUGCACAAGCAUGGAGAGAUAUGGGUUGUUCCAAACACUGAUCAUGUCUGUACAAGAUUCUUCUUUGUUUAUGAAGAUGGUCAAGUAGGAGAUACAAGCAUUAACACUCAAGAAGGAGGCAUUCAUAAAGAAAUUCUCCGGGUAAUUGGUAACCAAACUGCGACUGGAUAAUGGACCACUGUGGUUUCACUACCUUGAUUUGAAAGCCUUCCUCGGUUUCAAAGCUGGAUUUUGAACUGAAGAAGAUGAAAAAAAAAUGUUAUUAUAAACCAAAUUAACCCUUUGAAUACUGAUUUUUUUCUUAGUCUUUCUAAGUCUCAUUGAAAUACCUAAAAUGGUAUGCAAUUUACCAAUUGUAGGGAUAUGGAAUCUAAUAAUAAAAUUCAACAGCACUUAAACAAACGUUUGGGCUGCUCAUAAUAAAAAGAUUUAAAAAGGAGUUUUGUGCUGAUAUUUUUAUAUUAAACUCUGUAAUUGGACAUUUUGGUAUUAUAUACCGUCAUUUUAAAUUUAGGUUAACCAAAAUAGAACAAAGAGAGAAUAUUUUAUAAUGGAGCUUACAUCUGUACAGGAUACUUUGCAAUAAGCAUUAUGUUUGUACAUUCUAAUGUACUAUAUUUAUUAGUACUAUGGGAUAUUAGAAUGUCAUGGAAGAGAUGUUACUUAUCCUAGUUUUUUGUUUUCUAAUACAAAAAAUAACUAGGAUUUAGAUGCAGUUCCUUGCCAAAAAAAAGUAAGACUAUAAGAUUAUAUGUUUUGCAUUUAUAUGCAUAUAUGUGUGUGUAUAUAAAUAUGAAUAUACAUGUAUCCCAUACAUGCACACACAUAUAUGUGACCACACUGAUGGUGCAAAUCUAGGAUCCUAUCCUCAUCCUGUACGAAGACAUAAACUUCAAUAAUCAGUAAAUCUGGAUCUAAACAAGAUAUGAGCCAACUCCUAGACCCUUCAUUGGAAUUAUGAGUAACUUUUCAUUAAAAAUAUGUGUACAAUUUUUCUAUUUGCACAUGUUUUAUAUAACAGGCUAAAGAAAUAUUGUACAUAUUCAGCUCCCAAUAUGUCAAGUUCAUCAUUUAAAUUUCACCACCAUUUUGGGGGUAUUGCUAAAUUUCUAUAUGAAUUAAAUAUAAUAUUUAAUACAAAAUUUAAAGAUCAGUUAUUCAAAAUCAAUCCCUAAAAAUUGCAGUAUUUUUUUUUAAUUUUUCAUUUCCUACCCUGGAAAUGGAGGCAGUGUUGGUCAAUGGAAAGAGCACUGAGCUAGAUUACAGGAAGUUUGGUUUCUAGUCUUGGUCCCAUCUCUAUCUUGGUGACCUUGGAUAUCAGUUUCUUCAACCAGAAAAUGGGAUUAGAUGGAACUAAAUGAUCCCUAAGAUUCCUUCAAUCUCUGAUGUUAUAUGAUUCUAUUUUUUAAACUAUUAUAUCUUUGUGUUAUAUCAGAUUUUUUACAUUUUCCAUCUUAACUUAUUUUUUUCAUAUUGAGAAAGAAGACAUUAAAGCUUCUUUUAUAUUAAAAGAAAGCCAAUGAGUUUAUAAAUUACAGUAUUCAUUCAAACACCAGCUUUCUAAGAGUCACAUGCUUAUGAAAUUAUGCCUCUUUUCUUAUGCCCCAGCAUUCAUUGUGGAACUUAAUUGAUAGCAUUCUGUUUCCUAAGGGAUCUUUGUGGAAUCAGUCUCUUCCUGUCAGCACUUACACUUAUGGGACUGUCAUGCACUUCUGAGCCUGGAAUCUAGAUUUAUAUCUAAUAUUAGUUCAUUAACAUAAACAUGACUAUACACCCCACCCAUCCCUAUAUAUCAACUAUCAGUCAUUUAUAAGUCUGAUCCAACAAAAUCUCAUUUGAAAUUGCCUGUGUUGGGCAUUUAAGAGAUUAGGAAAACUAUCAUACACACAUGAAUUUGAGCAUUAAAAAUUAUUCUACAGUUUGGAUAUAUUGAACAUAAUGAUAGCAUCUGCUUGCACCUGGUAACUGUUGAUCUUUGCUAUCUUAUACCUUUGGACUCAUGCUAUAUCUAGGAAUAAAAAUUCCCUGUAGAGGAAGGAGAUGAAUACUUGAUGUAAAUGAGUUCAUUUGGAGUAUUUCUGCAGAGUAAAAUAAGGCUCUGCAUGUUUUUAUGUAUCCUUUCCAAGUCAUCAAGAAAAUCCAUGUUUUACCUGCACAAUUUCAGUGAUAUAUAAAAAAGACUAAAUUAGUAUUGGAAUAUGAAAUAUAUUUUGUAAACCCCUGGAAAAGAGAAUCCAUACAGUAUAGAAAUUACAAAGGUAACAUAUGAAGAAAAAGUAGUUGUUAUGUUUAAUGCUAAAUGAUAGUAUAACACAAUCUUUCUUUUAUCAUAUUAAGCUUAAAAUAUGGUCUUAAUGGGGGGAAAAGCAAUCCUUUCCCAUUAUAGGGGAUGACUUUAGCAGUCUGAUAUUGUAGAUAGGACUAAAUUUUAAGUGAUGAGAUAGGAGAAUUAUUUAGUUGAACCUUUCUGGGCAAAGUAUCUAAGCAGAACUCAUUUUCAAUUAUUAAUUUCCAAAUUUUAUAUCUAUUUAUCUAUCUAUUUAGAUAGAUAGAUUUGUUGACAUUACAGCCCAGUGAUAAAGACAGUGUCACUGUUUUUUUUUUUUUUUUGCCAAACCAUAUUGAUUUAGGAAAUAUUGUAACUCAGACAUCCAGGGGAUUAUCUAUCAACUUUAAUAUUCAACAGAUUAAAUACUAUGGUUAUUUCUCAAUUCAGUAGCCCAAUUUUACAAUAUUUGUUGAGUACUGAGACUUGUUCAAUGACUCUAGGUUUUAAUACUGUAAUAGUGUUUUUUUCUUAAUUACUUGAAAAUUGUUUACUGAUGCUGUAUGAUUAUUAUAUUAAUUUUGUACACCUUGAUACUAAAGAAGAAUCCACUGAACAAACUAAUAAUUUUCUUUCAUGAGGAUGUGGUCAGGUACAGGAAGUAGAAUACAGAGGACAAGGAAAGGAACUGGUUUAAAGAAUCUACUUUCUCCUUAACUUUAUUUGUAAACAUUUUACUACUUAGAUAAAUGUUCUUUUAUGACAUGACAAGGAAAGAAAUAUAUUUGUGCUGUAUUUGAAAAGUGUGAAAAGUAAUAAUGUACUUAUUGUCUGUUUAAUUGCAAUUGGCCAAUUACAUUUUAAAGGAAAGGGUCUUUGUUUUUGUUUUAGUGGUGGUUGGCUUUGGUAAAUUGUUUAAACAAGUUAAAGGUUUUUUUUUAAUUAAAAUUUGAGAUAAAUACAUACAAUUUUACAUCCUUACUUAUUGUCAAGUAAUUUUUAAUCGCUAAGAUCAAUCCUAACACUUUCAUUUCACACAGUAGAUAUUUGUCACAAGAAUCUUAAAAAACUUAAAAGAGUAAAUUCUUCAAUUUUCUUCUCCUCUGGCAAAAGUAAACAGCACUAAACAUGCACAGUUUUCAACAUUCAAUGAGUAUGAUUGAAUAUAUUUUAGAAUUUUGAAAUGCAAUUAAUAUAAUGUUGUUAAACAGAGCAUAGAGGCUAAGGGGACAGAAGAUUCAAGGGCCAACAUUCACAAUCCUUGUUAAGGAAUUUGCGUGAUUUCAUUUGUCUAUAAUUUGGUGUAUCAUAAAUUUUAACUUGACCCUAUGACUUCAUUCCCCUGAAUGGAUAUCAAUGUCAAGUUGUUACUUUCAGCAUUUUGAAACUAAUGACUCAAAAAAAUUAUGGUGUAAAUCUGUCUUGACUGAAUAUUUCAUUACAACACUACCUCAGGAUAAAAGAGAGGCCAAUGUUUUAUAGGAAAAUAUUUCUCCUAUAUAAGGAGCAAGAAGAAUAUCAUAAAUUGGAGGAAAUCAUCUACUGCUUUGUAAUGCAGCCAUUCAUGGGCAAAGGAAUAAUUAAUUUUGCCCCUCUUAAGCUCUUGAGUAUACAGUGAGUUUCCUGUUUAAGACACUAAUGUCCAAAAACAGAGAAGUUCAAAUUAAAAACUAAUAAUUCCCUGGUUACACUAGCUUUUUACAUUGACUGGUUUUCUAAAACCUUGCUGAAACUUCAAUCUCUGAAGGUGAAAAUUAGGAGGAGUAAAAUGGGCAACUUGUGUCAGUUGUCCAACUGAAGUUUCAAACUUUUGGGACAGUUAAUUCCUAGUGAUUUUUAUUUUUUGUCAGAGUAUAGAAUUGAUGUAUAUUAUUACCCAAACAAUAUUUCUUUGAAGUUUUGUAUACAGUAUGAUAUAUUAGGUAUAAGUUUUUGUAGGUCAAAAGAAUUUAAGUAGCUUUUAGACAAAACAUAUCUAGAGUGUGAAAAAGCUGUGUUGAAGAAUAGAUGACAUUAAACAUUUACCAGCAAGUCAAUAAAUGUAAUCCUGAUACAUUCAACAUAAUUUAAUGUUCUAAAAUUAUUUUCUUCAAUUUGCCCAAUAUUUACUGUAUCUUUUGAUUAAAAAAAUAGUCAUUCUUUUAUGUAAACAUUAAGAUAUGCCUCUGUUUCUUUAACUAUACAGCCUUCUUGACAAAUUUCUUGAAUUUUGUGCACAAAAUAGUAUUGCAGCCUGCUAUUUAGCCUCUGGUGCCUUAGAAUUAUUAUAAAUAUUUAACAAUAUGUAUAUAAUGUAAAUACUGCCAAAAGAUCACUAAGGCCAAAUAUUUUCUCUAUCACUUUUUAUGGCACUUGCUUUCUAUUGCUACUUUAGCCUCUUUUAUCCAGCUUUGUAACGGUUAUAACAUUGUAGCCAAUGUAAAUGUUUACUUUCAAUAAAUCUGAAUUUGUUCAACAA